AUGGAGACCGAAAGCAAAAAGGUAUCAUUACUACAAUCUGGCUCUGUAGAUUCAAUCAGCUCUCUUCCAGAUGAGUUACUUGCUCAUAUCUUGUCCCUUAUUCCUACUAAACGAGCUGCUUCUACCUCAAUCCUCUCCAAAAGAUGGAGGACUCUGUUCCAAAUCACGAAUCUUGUCUGCUCAUCUCUCGACCUAGACGACUCUGAUUUACUCUAUCCCGAGAGACAUAGUGAAGACGCAUCUGAUAGCUUCAGAGACUUUGUGGAUAAGACACUUUCAGGUUGCAACAACAAUUCCUUAGAGAAAGUCUCACUAAAAUAUCAAGAUGAUGAUGUUCUUCACUGCAUAGGUCUUACUAAGAGAUGGAUAUCAAAGGCAUUGGAACAAAGCCUUUCGGAUCUUGAUCUUUGCCUAACUAUGCCUUUGAUGCCCAAGCGGCGACUACGUCUUCUUCCUGACAAUCUCUUCAUCAGCAAAACAUUGGUUAAGCUCACUUUAGGAACAGAGAUUUGUCUUGGUAAUUCUCCUUUGGUGGAACUCGAAGAAUUAUACAUCAAUCACAAUCACGUUAGAGGUAGAGGUCCCGAAUUCAACAAUCAUCGAGCACCUCACUAUAUGGACCACACUAACAUCAAGAAACUCACGGUUCACUACAACAAUGAUGUUCAAUCCCCUCGCAUUUUGUCAAUCUAUACACCCAAUCUUGUCUACCUCGACUACUCUGAUUAUCUUUCUUGUCACUAUGAAUCGGUGGAUAGCUUCGAUGAUCUUUUAGAAGCCCGCCUUAACCUUGUCUUCCCGCGGAAUGGGAGAUGGGGUUAUGAACACAAUACCUGUUUAAAAAUCCUAAACUCUAUCACCAAUGUUCAAAUCCUUUACCUCUCUUGUUCUACUGUUGAGAACUUGGCCACUCUACAUUUUGAGGGUAACAAGAAAGAGUAUUGGAAAUUGCUUUGCAAUAUGAUUGAGAAAGCUCCAAAGCUAGAAACUCUAGUCCUUACGGGUUUGUGCGGAAUAAGCGAUUGUGAGGUUAACAUUGAUGGUGGAAAUGUGGUGAAGUUGGUUGAGAUACAAGGCUUCAAAGGAAGAGUUGAGGAAUUGAACCAAGUGAAGUGCUUCUUGAGAGAAAUGGAGAAUCUUGAAGAGAUGAAAGUGAACAUCAGUGAUGAAACAGACAACAAGUUGCAACUCAAAAAUGAUCUUCUUGCUCUUCCUAAACGCUCAUCCAAAUGCAAAAUCCAUGUCUUGUGA
Messenger RNA from Capsella rubella, 1251 nucleotides. RefSeq names its product putative F-box protein At5g40050. NCBI's taxonomy places the organism in Eukaryota, Viridiplantae, Streptophyta, Magnoliopsida, Brassicales, Brassicaceae. The record is from RefSeq and is a predicted model, not a curated record. Gene Ontology annotation, molecular function: protein binding. Bases 1 to 1251 code for a protein of 416 amino acids. The transcript is spliced from 3 exons.